Leptomonas pyrrhocoris is the source of this 991-nucleotide messenger RNA. RefSeq lists its product as hypothetical. Bases 41 to 991 code for a protein of 316 amino acids. The transcript has a single exon. NCBI's taxonomy places the organism in Eukaryota, Euglenozoa, Kinetoplastea, Trypanosomatida, Trypanosomatidae. The record is from RefSeq and is a predicted model, not a curated record.
GGAAUCCAAGGGGAUACAUUACACUACGCUAUGUCCUGCCAUGAACAUCGUCUCAUCCUACUUCAUCGUACGCAAGCUGCGCGGCACCAUAGCUCUCGGCGGUGACAUCCAGCAGCAUCAACAAGCACGUCAGGCGGAGUAUCUAGACUGCCUGCGCUACAAUCGAGACCAUCCCGGCGUGGCCGCGAUCCAUUUACUUGUCGAAGGCACUGAAGCAUAUCGGCAUCUUGUGCAGCACUUACUGCUCGAGGAUCAACACAGCAAAUUAAGCCGUGCGGCCUGCGCGCCAGAUGUGCGCCGACGGUGCUCUGCCGCCCCUAUUGUACCCAUUGUUCGCCUUGGAGGAGGCAUGCCGACCUACGCGGCCUUCUUCCGUCACGCGAACCAACUCGCUGUUCAGCGCCUGACAAUGGUGUGCAACGCCGACGUGUACUUGUCCCCACACCACUUUAACGUGAGCGGUGUCCAGCAGCUUUUCCAGGACGCGGCUGCGCGUGUAAAUCAGCAGAAAAAAGUUCAUUGGACAGCGAGAACAGAAGACGAAGGUGCACCCGCAUCCACCGCAACAGUAAAGUCACCGGCGACUUCGUCGCUUCUACCACACGCAGGCAACAAAGUGAAGCUCGCUCUGGCGCUGACCCGCUACGAGAGCGACAACGUUGGCGACGCGCCCUUUCUCUACGACUACCGCGGCUCGCACGAUGCCUUUGUGUUUGUGCCGCCCGUGCCGGUGUCUUUCAUUACCCGCGUAGACCACGCGCAGAAUGGGUACAAAGCGGAGAACGUCGUUCUGCACGAGCUCCAGCAGCACCACUACUUGACGCUAAACCCCGCCUUCGAUCUCCGUCUUGUGCACCGCCACGCCGCUGAUGUGCGGCAGUGGUUUCCGCCGGUAGAUGAGACGCGGUACGGGCGCGCCUACCCGUGCACGUUGGCGGCCGCCUCCGUGCGCCUCAGCGAGUUGGGUGCCGAAGUCGUCCCUGCCCAUUAA